AUGACGGAAGAAUUUAAUUUUUUUUGGGAGGUAAGGGAAAGAAUCGAGUUGGCUCAUAAAAUUUAUCGUUUAUUACAGACAACUGGCAAACGAGUGGAGUUGAAUGGAUGCAUACUGGCGGUGAGGUGGGCUAGCUUGAAACCGAGCAAAUGGCGAUUGUUUCUAACUCCAAACCGACGUGCAAAGAGAUCACGAGGAACCCGAACGACUCGAACUGCUCAAAGCAUUCCAUCAACCCAUUGUGAUGCUGACACUGUAUCAUGGCCAGUUGGUAUAACUGUCAGCGAAUUGAGAAAUAUUUACACCAACUAUUUGAAAACUCAUUAUUCACAGGGUCAUUCAAGUGAAAUCGAAGCAUUUCGAGUGAAAACCGGUCCACUCGCCUUGCCAGCACCAUACCAUCUUCUGCCGAACACUCCUUAUUUCCGUAAAGCCGUUAUUAUCCCUCCACCCGUCAGAGGUCCGACCGUAAUCAGGCAUCCACCACUAGCGAUCGCAAUAGUGAAUCGGUAUGUGGCGAGUAUGAUCGCAGAUGAUAGAGAGCGUUUUGGAGGUAUCAUGAAUUUCAAUGAAUAUUGUAACAUAAAUGUUGAGAAUCGAGCAAAACUCAAUGAAUGUCAACAGCCGCCGAGCAGUCCUGCUGCCGCCGCACUCUAUCCGAACGGCAACGAUAACAACGGCAUGAUCUCGACGGGCUGCAUCACUAAUCAAUCACCCUAUCAAUAUCUAUCGAACUCAGAUUAUUAUCCGAACUUCAAUCUCCACCAAUCGACCAAUGCAUAUUUCGCGUCAAGUCUGGUAAAAGCUCCAAACGAACACUGUGAUCGUGAUGUUACGCAAUCCCAGAAUGACUUCGGCCUUAAUGGAUUCAGCGUGCUGCCCUCCGUGUUUGCAACCUAUCAACCGCCACCCAACUCUCCUCUCUCCACUGUGCCAGUCCCAAAAACUGAUGAUGAGCCCACGAAACUCACCAAUGCACUCUUACCACCUACAUCACAAAGCACACUUCCGCAGCAAGACACAAACGCAGAUUUGCAGCCAUCUGAACCCAGCAAAAAAUGGCGAAUACUAAAACGAGUAAAAACCAGUCCAACUCUCUGCACUCAGGGCGAACAAAUUUUCCAGAGUGCCUUACCGGUGUCCGGCUAA
Anisakis simplex (herring worm) is the source of this 1149-nucleotide messenger RNA. Lineage: Eukaryota; Metazoa; Nematoda; Chromadorea; Rhabditida; Anisakidae. The record is from the annotation of a GenBank genome assembly.